AGUUUGCAUGCGAUUUGCACGUCUGCGGUUGGAGAAUAAGAAUAAAAAUAAAAAUGCAUGCAUGCAUGUGUGUGUGUCCCUGGGCGAAUCAGAGCGUUUUGGGUUUAGAUAUCCCGGUGUGUGCAGGCCGUGGAAUGUAACUCAACCCGACAUUUCAUCGCAUUGGCACCGAGGGGGCAAAAGAAACGGAUGUGGGCUUCUAAAUAAUUCAUCUAUCGGACUAUUUUGGUGACAGCAUUCACUUUUAGCUCUUGGGUAGUCGCAUCAAAUGUGGAAAUAAGGCAGUCGGGUAUUUCAAUUUCCUACUUUUUAUUUUUUGCCCCCCCCCCGGGGCCCGUGCCAACCCGGAGCUCGUGUCCUGCUGGGCAGCGGUGCGGGCACACACUCUCACCGGCCACCGCAGCUCCAACGCGGCCGUCCAGAUCACAGAGGCACCGGCGUCACAGCGGACCGACUCUUAUCAACCUGUAGUUCUGGGCAUUGCGAUAUGGCUCAGAUGCUGCAGAUGGCGAUUCCCAACUUUGGCAACAAUAUUUUGGAGUGUCUUAAUGAGCAGCGUCUUCAGGGUCUGUACUGUGACGUGUCAGUGGUGGUGAAGGGGCACACAUUUAAGGCCCACCGGGCAGUGCUGGCUGCCAGCAGCUCCUACUUUCGAGAUUUGUUCAACUCUGGAAUCAAGGGUUCUGUCGUGGAGUUACCACCAGCGGUCCAACCUCAGAGCUUCCAGCAGAUCCUUUCCUUCUGCUACACUGGCCGACUUAGUAUGAACUUGGGAGAUCAGUUUCUCCUAAUGUACACGGCAGGAUUCCUGCAGAUCCAGCAGAUUAUGGAAAAAGGCACCGAGUUCUUCCUAAAGGUCAGCUCACCAAGUUGUGACUCGCAGGGUUUUCACACGGAAGAAACACCGCCCUCAGAACCCCAGAGCCCUGUUACUCAAACCGGGUGUGUGGUCGCCACGGCGUCAGCUCGACCCGCCUCCUGCCUCACACCCCUUCCGCUGGUGUCAAGGAUGAAGACCGAGCAGCAACCUCAGGUCCAGCAGCCCCAACAAGAUGCAUCGUCGUAUUCGGUGGUUUGCACUCCAGUCGCAAAGCGUCUCUGGGAAGGGGGGAGCCGUGAAGGAGGUGGAGGAUCAGGUGGAGGGGGAGGAAUGAGGAAAGCAGCCCGCUAUUCACAGGAGGCGGCACGGGGAGUGGGUGGGGCACCGCCUCAAAGUGCAACCCAAUUGGCUGGAAGCGUUACCACUAACAGUAAUAAUAACAACAACAACAGCAGCAGCACGCCAGAGGGCACCAGCCCAGGCACCCCAAGCGUCUACACCAGUGACUCGCCAAUCUCUUACCACGAUGAUGAUGAAGAAGAGGAGAUUGCAGAUGACACGGCAGAAGAGCAGUACAGACAGAUAUGUAACAUGUACACCAUGUACAGCAUGCUGAAUGUAGGGGCAACAGCCAGUGAACGAGUUGAAUCCCUACCAGACCACCUCACAGUUGAAUCAAGAGGAAGGGGAGUUCGAGUGCGGCAAGAACUGGCCUCUCUUCCCACUGAGCUCAUUGCGCAGAUCGGAAACCGCUGUCAUCCUAAACUCUACGAAGAAGGUGACCCUGCUGAGAAACUGGAGCUAGUAACGGGCACCAGCGUCUUCAUUUCACGCGCUCAGCUGAUGAACUGCCAUGUUAGUGCGGGCACACGCCACAAAGUACUGCUCAGGCGGCUCCUCGCAGCCUUUUUUGACCGAAGCACUCUGGCAAACAGCUGUGGGACCGGCAUUCGGUCCUCCACAAACGACCCCAACCGCAAACCACUGGACAGUCGGGUUCUUCACGCUGUUAAGUUUUACUGCCAGAACUUUGCUCCUAGUUUCAAAGAGAGCGAAAUGAAUGCAAUCGCCGCAGACAUGUGCACUAACGCACGACGCGUGGUACGUAAGAGCUGGAUCCCCAAAUUGAAGCUCCUGAUGGCAGAAAGUGAUUCUUAUGCCAACUUCCUUCCGGACGCGGCCAAAAUGGAGUCUGACGGCUUGGGGGUGGAGCCUUCCUUUGAAACGGGCUCUCUGGAGGGUGGGACAGCCUCUGAAUCUGGCCAAUCGUCGACGGAUGCCCUGCAAGGGGUGAGCGGGGGACGGUAGCAGCUUGUUUUAGUGAGUAACACUACCAUGGUGACGCCAUCAGCUAUUCUUUACCCUCCACUCCUCCCAUCUAUUCCCAUGUUUCAUGGUGACACCAUGGCCGUUGAUGUCCUCCUGUAAAAGGGAGGAGAGUGGAGAAGAAAAGGUGUAUGGUUGUUGAAUCCCAUUUCCAUAGCUGGGGAUUUCUGAGAGUCUUUGGUUGUAGUCUUCAGAGUGGCCCUUCCUCUCCAUACAGCAGAAACACAUUCCCAAAGAGGAGGGACCCAUUGGGAACAUUGGGCUGAAUGGGAAAUGGGGGUCUGAUUUUGAAUGUAUCUUUUUGGAGAAUCCAGAAAUGUAAUGUUGCUGGACAUAAGAUUGUAUUCAUCUGUUGAUGUAUAUCUGGUCUCUGGACCACCAUUUCCUCUUUUUACCCAAUUUCCCAAGAACCGAAGAAAGACAAUUUGGUUUCUUUUAUCUUUUAAAUGUUUUUUUAUUUGAAUUGCAUUUGUAAUUGCUUGUAGUUUUUUUUUCUUUUUCUUUUUGCCAAGUAUGCACCUUUUUUGACUUGCCAAGUAUCCCAAGAGAGGCGGUUUGUUAGGAUGAUUGUUAUAUUUGAAACUACUGUUGGGUUUUGACACAGAGGGUCUGUGCUAGAUUCUCACCCUUUGAAUUAAUGAAUUGAGAAACUGUUCACUUGAAAAAUUGAAGGAGAAAAAAAAUAUAUUUUUGCAUUAGCAAAGUCCAAGAAUAAUUUUAGAUAUAUUAUUUUGGUAUAUUACCAAGGUUUAAUGCCGUUAUUAGGUUCAGUUCAAAUAUCUGUAAAGUAACUAAUCCCAAGAAGCUCCCAAACAUGAUCUCAAAUGUCUAAACCGCUAGCUUAAAUAUCAUUUAAGGGAUAGGGAUAGGUCACUCAAAAGUAAAAAUUAUGUCAUCAUUUACACAACUUCAUCUUGUUCCAAACCUGUACGACUUCCAUCUGUGGAACACAAUAGGAGAUGUUCGGCAGAAUGUUAAACUCAGUCAUUUUGAUUACAUCUUUUUUCAUACAAUGAAAGUGAAUGGUGACUGAGGUUAACAUUCUAACACCUUCUUUUGUGUUCCAUGUUUUCCAAGUUCCAAGUUAACAGGUUUGGAACAACACAAGGGUAAAUGAUGACUUUUUUGGGGUAAACUAUCCCUUUAAGGCAUUUCAUGUUUCUUAUUAUGUGCUUAAAGUAGAUCAGGACUGGCACCUGUGUGUGUGUCGUGGCUGCACGGUAUUUUACAGCUGACUGCUUCAUGCACCUAUCGCACAUUUGGGGUGAAUGCUGCUGCAUGGCGCAUUCUGCAUGCUACGCCUCCGCGCAUUUGACAGUGAUGCACUAAAUGCUCUGAUGAAGUGUGUCGAGUGCAGUAUUAGAAACUGGCACUGAACGGGCAUCAGUGCCGCAGCUACAGUGGUUCCAAACCACCAAAAACCGCUCUGAGAGUGGAUGGUGUUUUGUAGGUUGCUUUUAUGAAAAGUCAGUUUUUUUUUAAGCGUUUCUCUUGAUGGUUUUGUGUGUCGGGAUUCUGAAGAAGUUCUUGAAGUACUUGAGCACCAUAAAGAAGCAGUUGUGAGUGGUGAUCAACUUAUAUGUUUUUUUCAUGGAUUAUACUGAUAGCAGGGUGGCCGAUUGGCUGAUAUUGUGCCAAUUUAUAAUACCACUGAUGAAAUAUUCACACAGUGAAAAUGUGCACUAUACAUUGACACCUGUUGGUAGAUUUUGAAACUAGCAGCAGAAGUGAUCAUGCUGCCUAGUGUCAAUCAGACAUGGGUAUCUGCCGAUAAUCUAAAAAUGGCCAAAUAUUGGCCUAUUAAAGGAAUAUUUCGGGUUCAAUACAAGUUAAGCAUAAUGGACAGCAUUUGUGGCCAAUGGGUAAAUGUUAAAAUACUGUUUCAAAAGUUUAGCCACAAGAUGUAAACAAUAUGUGUGUUAACAUGAUUUUAGUGUGAUAAAAUCACUUAACCUUUUCUGUGUAAAGUUGUAUCCAAUUUUACAACUUUAUUGCCAUGACGACAUAACGGCGUAAACCCUUAAACGACUGUAAAAAAUGACAGUUUAACCCUUUAAGCUUGGAUGGGCCCACAAGAAAAGAAAAUAAUCAUCAAAAUAUUAACGACUACAGUCUUGACCAACACAAAAUUGGUAUCGUUUGAAAGCUUAGGAGCUCUACUUUCCAAUGCAUGUAGGAAUUAUGACCAAAACUGAACAAGUGCUUUGAAAUUUGCAGACAAAUCAGAAAUGUUCCGUUUUAAUAAUUUAUAAAAAAAAAAAAAAAAAAAAAAAUUGCACUGUACAUAAUAGUGCAAUCAGUAAAAACAUUAAACUUGUAAAAUAGGCAUGUGUGUCAUGUGUUGUUGGAAAGCUCUCAAAGAGUAGAAUACAACAGGCCUAAUAGCUAAAUAUAUAUCUUUGAAAAUUAUGUUGUUGCUUAUAUGCCGCGUGUUCCCUUAUAACUUCACGAAAAUAAAUGGAACAUAAAAUAUCACAUAACAUUAUUUAGAGGAGGUGAUUAUCUUUCAAACAAGCCCACACACAAGGUAAUCAGAUGCAUAGAUCAUUAGAUAGUCCACAUGAAGCACAAUGUUACAUAUGGCCACCAGGAGAUGGCACCAAAUACAUGACACAGACUCAAUGAUGACUCAAAUGACACAGAAUGAAACUCAUUCUGUGAAAUCUAAUUACUAAAAUCAUGUCUGCAUGCUAUGCAAACCUUUAGACAUUGGCUACGUUUACAUGCAUCCUCAUAAUGCGAUUAUAAUGCGAUAAAGGCAAUACUGUGAAUAAACUGUAGCUCAUGUAAACAGAAUAUUGCAAUUAUGCUAAUAAUCAGAGUAAUUAAAAGAUAUGUGGAGUACUCCUAUUUUACUCACUUUAUACUGGCAUGUAAACGCUUUAAUCACAUUUCUUUCACUCUGACCGAAAUGCGCCUGUACCAGUGCUGCAGACGGAUCAUGUUCAACUCGUGCACAGGUUCGAAAACAUCACGAAACAGAAGAAGCUGCACUUACUUUUCGGCUCCAUGUAAAACGGCAGUUCCUUGCACAGUUUUCCAGCAGUGGUGCUCCCCCAUCUACAGCCCCACGGCAAAAGAAAACAUAUUUUCUUGAGUUGUGAAUGUCCAUUUGCAGUCUGAAUUGAAUGUUGGGGAGAUAAAAGGCCAUAUGCCACAAAAUAAUGGGAAGGAAACACGUCUUUCAAAUGAGUUUAUGCUCGCGAGCGAAUCACAACAACAUCCAUCAUGUGUAGUCCGAUUCACACACAAAUGACUCUUAUGAACCGAUUCUUUUUAGUGAAUCAAAACAGACAGCUCAUCCAGUGUAGUCGUAAAUGACUCCUAUGAAGUGGUUCUUUUAAUAAAUCAUUCAAAAAGACUCACAAAUUGACUGACUCAUUUGCUUAUGCCAAGCUGUAUUUAAAGAGACAUGUUUGCAACAAUUUUUUUGUAAUAUUCAUUUAUAAAAAAGUGAAACAUCACAUUUCUCAGCACAUAAUCAGAGUAAUGGCACAUAGCAUGCCAUUGGGAUUGAAGUGGUGAUUGAGCUUAACGUGUAUUGAACCCAGAAUAUUCCUUUAAUCACUAGUUAUAACCUCGGGUCUGGUAAUGAGAGGUGACCAUGACAUUGACCAGCAGUCCCAACACUACAGACAUAGAGAAUAUUUAAUGGUUUAGAUUUGAGACCAUUAGGACAGUGUAAGAUUCCCAAAGUAUGACCUGCAUGGCUAGGUGGUUUAAGCACGUUUAGGUCUUUUGUUUGUAGGAAAUGUGUCCUGUAAUAAUGGACUAGAUUAUUUGUGUUUGUAGUUAGGGCUGAGAAACACUGUGGUUUGAACAUGUGUGAACUAGAUCGGCUCACACCUCCAAAAGCAUUACAGAGGCAAAAAACACUUACCACUGUAGUAGCCAUGAUAAUAUACAAAAAUGUCCAGUUUUAAAGACCCCAUGAAAUCCUUUUCCUGCAUUGAUAUAUUUCCUAUUGAAACAGGAAGCCACAAAAAACUGUCAUGGGGUCUUUAACCUAAAUAAUGAAAUCAUUAGAGUUCUGUUAUCAGAAUCAGCUUUAUUGCCAAGUAUGCUUACACACACACAAGAAAUUUGUCAUGGUGACAGAAGCUUCCAGUGCAAAUGCAACUGUAUAUGCAUACAUACAAACAUGUAAACAUUUAGUGACAUAAAAAUUAAAAAAUAAGAUAUAACAGAUGAAAAGAGAGAAAUAUACAAUAGGGCAAUAAUUUUGUCCUAAUUUUUUAUAUACAGAUAUACAGUAAUGUGCAGGUGAUGUGAUGUAUUCAAGAAGAGGUAGGAUAUGUUAAAAAAUAUAAAUGAAAUAUAGAUAUAAGUAGGAAUGGAUGGAUUGAAUAUUGCACUUGGGAGCAGUUUUAACUGUUCAUGAGGUGAAUGGCUUGAGGGAAAAAACUGUUCCUGUGUCUGGCUGUUCUAGUGCUCCGUAGCGCCGGCCAGAGCACAACAGUUCGAAAAGGAAGUGUGCUGGGUGAAUAUUAUUUGUGGGUUUUAACCCUUGUGUUGUGUUCAUUUGUGCUAACACCUUUUGUGUUCCCGGUCAAAAAUGACCGGCCCACUAAUAUUGUUAAUAAAUCUCUCAUAUUGCAAAUGUUAUAGUAAAAUGUAAGAUAUUGCAUUAGUAAUUAUGAUUUCUU
This is a messenger RNA of Myxocyprinus asiaticus (Chinese sucker), 6792 nucleotides long. It is a transcript of the gene nacc1b, whose product is annotated as nucleus accumbens associated 1, BEN and BTB (POZ) domain containing b. The transcript is spliced from 5 exons. The coding region runs from base 488 to 2128 and encodes 546 amino acids. The record is from RefSeq and is a predicted model, not a curated record. Gene Ontology annotation, biological process: regulation of transcription by RNA polymerase II. NCBI's taxonomy places the organism in Eukaryota, Metazoa, Chordata, Actinopteri, Cypriniformes, Catostomidae. Gene Ontology annotation, molecular function: RNA polymerase II cis-regulatory region sequence-specific DNA binding; protein binding; DNA-binding transcription factor activity, RNA polymerase II-specific.